AUGGAUUCACACGAAAGCAGUUAUUACACUGUUGGCUUACCAAACGAAAAUUUCUGUUCUCGUCAGAAUAUGAAAGCAUCAAGUAAGCCACAAGAAUCUUAUGUGGAACUCAUCGCACGCGCAAUUCUCUCGUCACCUAACUAUCAAAUGUUACUUAUCGAUAUCUACGAAUGGAUCAUCACUGAAUAUCCUUAUUUUUCAACGUUACAAAGCAAAGCAUGGCGAAAUUCUAUUCGACAUAAUUUAUCUCUGAAUGAAUGCUUUGUUCGUCAACAGAAAUCGGAAAAUGGACGCGGUUAUUAUUGGGGUAUUCAUCCAGCUGCAUUAGAUGCUUUCAUACGUGGUGAUUUUCGGCGACGACAAGCUCGACUUCGUGCGAAACGUGCGAACAAUCCUACGAUACAGUCGAUGCCAUGGAUGAUCAAUACUGAACUUUCUUUUGAUCAUCCAAUUCAUCAAACUCAAACGUACAAUUGUUCGUACUGUUAG
Messenger RNA from Adineta ricciae, 489 nucleotides. NCBI's taxonomy places the organism in Eukaryota, Metazoa, Rotifera, Eurotatoria, Adinetida, Adinetidae. The record is from the annotation of a GenBank genome assembly.